Messenger RNA from Rubroshorea leprosula, 1591 nucleotides. NCBI's taxonomy places the organism in Eukaryota, Viridiplantae, Streptophyta, Magnoliopsida, Malvales, Dipterocarpaceae. The record is from the annotation of a GenBank genome assembly.
CAAAGUGGUAUCAGAGCUGUAUUCUUGAGGGACCUAUGAGAGAGUGGAAACACAAGUGUGUGUGAAGGAGUGUGCUGUGUAAUAAAAAAUCACAGCUAUGUCUUCAAACAACCAUGGAAGCUCUCUUUCUAAUCCUCCGUUCACCGGAGAAGACUACAAUGUCUGGGCCAUCAAGAUGAAGACCUUCUUGAGAGGUAAUGAUGUGUGGGAAUCAAUAGAGAGGGGCUUUAAUCCUCCACGGUUACCCCAGAAUCCAAGUUUGGAUCAAAUCAAGAACCAUGCAGAUUAUGUUGCAAGACCCUACAAAGCUUUGUCUUUCCUACAAAUUGGGGUUUCUGACGAAAUUUUUCCCAGAAUUAUGAGAGCUGAGACAGCUCAAGAUGCAUGGGAAACUUUGAAGAAGGAAUACAAAGGAGAUGAAAGAGUCAAGGGCCAGAACAUGGUUACUCCCAAAAGAGAGUUUGCUAUGUUGAAGCUGAAGGAUACAGAGACUGUUCAUCAGUAUUCUUCAAAGGUGAUGGAUAUGGUUAAUAAAAUCAGAUUAAAUGGCGAGGACUUUCUUGAUGCCAUGGUUGUGGAAAAAAUGUUGGUAAGCCUUUCUGACAGGUUUGAGUCAAAAAUCUCUGCAAUUGAGGAGUCUUGUAACUUGAAGGAGCUGACAGUUGUCGAAUUAAUUGGCAAGUUGCAAGCUUAUGAACAACGGGUUGUCCUAAGAGCUGAAGAUAGAGCUGAAGGUGCAUUCCAGGCUAAGGAAAAGCAACAUGCAGCUGGUCAUGGAAGAAGGCAAACUCCUAAUAGAGUUGAAAAAGGAAAAGCUGUUGUUGUUCAAUCACAGCAGCUAAAGGACAAAUUUCCACAAUGUCCUACUUCCAAGCAAAAUCAGUAUAGGUCAAAACAAAAAACUCAGCAAGCACAUUUCACUAAUGAUUAUGGUGAAGAUCAUCUAUUUAUGCCCUUGCAUGGUAACUCCUCUAGUAACAAGGACUCAUGGCUUGUUGAUAGUGGCUGCACUAGUCAUAUGGUGAAAGACAAGGACCUUUUUACAGAGCUGGACAGUUCAGUGAAGAUUAAGGUCAAGUUGGCCAAUGGCUCUAUGGUUCAAUCAGAUGGAAGAGGCACAGUGGCUAUUCAAUCAAAGAGAGGUAUCAAAUACAUCUCUAACGUUCUUUACAUACCUUCUUUGAGCCAGAAUAUGCUUAGUGUAGUUCAGAUGUUGAGGAAUGGUGAUUCAGUAUCAUUUAUGCAUGAUUCCAGUCACAUUUAGAGUUGAUCAAUGACAGACGCAGAAACAAGCAAAGGAAUACAUUUUAUGAGCCUCCUUAUGGAACUUGCUAACUUGUUAUCUACAGAUAUUAAUCAUAAUUAACAAAAACAGUAGUCAUGUUAAUUUCUGGUGGUUCAAAAAAAUUUCUUUUCAUUUUGUUUAUUGGUUUUGUUAUUGGACUUAGUUGGGCCUCCCAUUGGGGACCAAUACGCCCGUUAAACAGUAGCAUAACCAGAUUUUCGGAUAUUCAGAAUCGGGACCCAUGUGCACAUGGGCUAAAAACAGCAGUAUUUGCAAUUGAAGAGCUAAUCAAGGACUACUUAGAGG